Molecule: messenger RNA, 273 nt
Organism: Talaromyces amestolkiae
Lineage: Eukaryota; Fungi; Ascomycota; Eurotiomycetes; Eurotiales; Trichocomaceae
Exons: 2
Coding region: 1-273 (90 amino acids)
Biological process (GO): protein sumoylation
Cellular component (GO): nucleus; septin ring
Molecular function (GO): ubiquitin-like protein ligase binding; protein tag activity
Source: RefSeq, a predicted model, not a curated record
AUGGCUGACGAAUCUGGAGACGCUGGCCCAGCACCUGUCGAGCACCUUAACAUCAAAGUCACCGACAACCACAAUGAAGUCUUCUUCAAGAUCAAGCGAACAACUCAGCUGAAAAAGCUCAUGGAUGCCUUCUGUGAUCGUCAAGGAAAACAGGCUUCGACCGUGCGUUUUUUGUUCGAUGGAACACGAGUUCGUCCUGAAGACUCACCAGACACGCUGGAUAUGCAGGAUGGCGAUACUCUCGAGGUCCACCAAGAGCAGAUUGGAGGUUAA